Molecule: messenger RNA, 3635 nt
Organism: Pollicipes pollicipes
Lineage: Eukaryota; Metazoa; Arthropoda; Thecostraca; Pollicipedomorpha; Pollicipedidae
Gene: NetA
Product: Netrin-A
Exons: 7
Coding region: 487-2325 (612 amino acids)
Biological process (GO): tissue development; dendrite development; motor neuron axon guidance
Cellular component (GO): basement membrane
Molecular function (GO): protein binding
Source: RefSeq, a predicted model, not a curated record
UGGAGCCGCGCCGCGUGCAGAGGCCGCCGAAGCGCCGACGAGGGCGGACUGUCGCACGAGCGGCGUCGGUGCCGACGCGGGGACGGGGCGAGCCGACUUGAGGCGGCGGUCCCGCAGCGGCUGCGUUCGCCGGCUGCGACCGGUCCUGGUGUCGCCGGACGGGCGCGAGUGCCGCGUCUGAGGUCAGAAGUGAGCGGCGGAAUCAGUCCGCCGCAGGUGUCGGCGACGGGAGACUGCCACUGACUCUGGACCUGGCAAACCAGACAUCGGAAACGUUCGAGUAGUGAGCCCUAGAACGCCCCGCGUAGUGGGUCCACAGCAGCAGGACCAGAGAGAACAGCGACUUGUGUGUUUGUCGUGCUCAUCCAGGACGCUCUCGAGCCUCCGCUCUCUCAGCGUCGCGCCGGCAGGUGAUAGCCAGUCUGCCGCGGGGGGCGUUCGCGAGAGGCAGGCCCACUCUCUAGCUCCAGCCCCAGCUCCAGCCCGAUGAUGCGCCUGCCGUUGCUGGCGCUGCUGAUGGCCGCCGGCCUGGCCGCCGCCGCGCGGGCCAGCAUCCUGCAGAUGUUCGCCGCCGACCUGCCGCCGACGGACCCGUGCGUAGACGAGGCACUGCGCCGGCCGCGCCGCUGCGUGCCCGACUUCGUCAACGCCGCGUUCGGCCAGACGCUGGCCGCCUCCUCCACGUGCGGCGCGCGCCCCGAGCAGCUGUGCACGCGUUCGCCCUCGCCCGGCGAGCCGCCCGAGUGCCAGAUCUGCGACGCAGCCACGCCGGCGCGCGCGCACCCGCCGACCCACCUGACCGACCUCAACAACCCGAGCAACCUCACCUGCUGGCAGAGCGCCGCGUUGCCGGCCAACGGCUCCCAGACGGUCACGCUGACCCUGUCGCUCGGCAAGAAGUACGAGCUGACGUACAUCAGCCUGCAGUUCUGCGGACGCCGGCCCGACUCGCUGGCCAUCUACAAGUCGAUGGACUACGGGCGGACGUGGCAGCCGUUCCAGUACUACAGCUCCGAGUGCCGGCGCAUGUUCGGCCGGCCGGCGCGUGCCGCCAUCACGCGCGCCAACGAACAGGAGCCGCUUUGCGAGCAGCCGGCGCCGGCCGGCGCGCUCGGCGGUGGCCGCGUGGCGUUCAGCACGCUCGAAGGCCGGCCCAGCGCCUACCAGCUGGAGCACAGCCCCAUCCUGCAGGACUGGAUCACGGCCACCGACGUGCGCGUGCAGCUGACGCGUCUGCACCCGCUUCCGCCGCGCGCGCCGCUCGGCAACGGCUCGGAAGACGCCGCAGCGGGCGCCGACGCCGGCGGCGGCACCGUAGCUGACUUCUACGCCGUGUCCGACCUCUCUGUCGGCGGGCGCUGCAAGUGUAACGGGCACGCGUCACGCUGUGAGACUGACGCCGCUGGCAAGCUGGUGUGCGCCUGCAAGCACAACACGGCCGGACGCGACUGUGAGCGCUGCAAGGCGUUCCACUUCGACCGGCCGUGGGGCCGCGCCACCGCCCAGGCCGCCAACGAGUGCAAAGCGUGCAACUGCAACCUGCACGCGCGCCGCUGCCGGUUCAACAUGGAGCUGUACAAGCUGUCGGGGCGGGAGAGCGGCGGCGUGUGCCUCAACUGCCGCCACAACACGGCCGGCCGCCACUGCCACUACUGCCGCGAGGGCUUCUUCCGCGACCCCAGCCGGCCCAUCCAGCACCGCAAGGCCUGCAAGCCGUGUGCCUGUCACCCGAUCGGCGCGCAGGGCAAGACGUGCAACCAGACGACCGGCCAGUGCACGUGCAAGGACGGUGUCACCGGGCUCACCUGCAACCGCUGCGACAAGGGCUACCAGCAGAGCCGCUCGCCGAUCGCGCCCUGCAUCAAGAUUCCGGAGGUGAACGACGUGGGCGUAGUCCGCCACACGACGGAUCGCGAGCCUAAGAAAGCAGAUAAGUGCAGGAAGUGCCGAAUAACGAGCAGAAAAGUCAACGUCAAGAAAAUGUGCAAGCGCGAUUAUGCGCUUCUGGCGCAGGUGGUGGACCAGCAGACGCUCGGCAGCUACGUCAAGUUCGUCGUCAACAUACAGACGGUGUACCGCCGCUCGUCCAAGUGGAAGCUGCGCCGCGGCAGCAGCUACCUGCUGGUCCGACGCCAGGACAUCAACUGCAACUGCCCUCGGGUCAAAAUCAACAGCAAGUACCUGAUUCUGGGCGUGGACCCGCAGAGCCGCUCCGGCCUUCUGGUCGACAACAAGAGCAUUGUCCUCGAGUGGAAGAACAACUGGUCACGGCGCAUGCGCAGACUGAGGAAGCGUGCGCGCAAGGUGUGCAGGAAGAAGGACUGAGCGGCGCAGGCUGCGCUGGGAGCAGUGUUCAGAGCUUUACCCUAGAGAGAGAGAGAGAGAGAGAAAGAGACGCGGAGCGGCGCGGUCGUCCAGUGCGCCUAUUUCGCCGCAGAUGUGCCGCAUUUGUCGGCAGCCGGAGUGCGCCGCCAGGUGGCCAGACCAGCCUAUUUAUUGCCCGGCGGCUGGUGGUCACGUGACUGGGACGACGGACCACGCGUCCGGAGCGGGGUGGAUCACGUGAUGAGGACGCGGAUGAGGUUAAUAGUAGAUAAAUGUAACCCGCUAGUCUUACCUUGUGUCGAUGUGCCAUUCUUUGGUGUUGUAGGCUCUAGAUGUCUCAGAGUUAAUCGGUGGUCUCCGGCCCACGCAGCAACCGAAAAACUAAAUCACGUGGCGUACGUAUCACAGUGAACGGAGACAUUGCCGGCGUCUAACAGCAAUGUUGAGAUCGGAGGCCCCCUGUCGGGAAGUCUGGGAACUCGAGCUAGCGCCUCAGUCCGCCCCGUUACUGGCGGCGAAGACGGACCGGUGGAGAGAAUGACUCAAGAGUUUACGCAUGACCGACUGAUAUUUCCGUGUCUCGGCAUCGUGCUGAUCACUCGCGACUAGCGCGCCGCCGCGGAGGUCACUCAUAGAUGGCGCAGAGCACGGCUCUGCCGGCGGCCGGCGGCGCCAAGCUCGCGCGCUGCUGGGCCGCCCCGUGUAUGUACAUAGCAGGCCCCUGUCGCACGUCUGUGCCCGUCUAACAUUCCUACCGCACGUGUCGGCUCUGACACGUGCCACGCGCAUGUACCACGCCCCAGCGAGCGCUGGGCGUCGAAUGCGUGCUGUUGUCCGGUUCUAAGGACUGUCGAGAAUGCAUUGGAGCGGACUUCAACACGCUCCGGUUGUGUGUACUAUUGACUGUGUUUUCUGUAAGCAGUGAGUGUGCGCCGACAUGCUCUGGUCCUGCAGAACGGCCUCUCUGGACUGCUCGUCACAUGGGCUAUUCGGUUAUCCCCUUCCCUCCCCCAACCCCCCACACCCCGUGUAACAAGUCCGCGACUUCAAUUUUUGGUAGUGCUAGUAGACGCAAGGCCGUGUUAAGUGCAUCGGAGCUACCUAAUUACUGCUGGACGAACGUAACAAUAGAGUGGGCCUUCUGUGCCAAACAGCGUGGCUCUCACGGGACCCCGGGACCCGCUCCCCUGGGCGGGGGACCUCCGGCGUAUAGCCGGCGCGACCGUACAGGAGCCGGCGUGCGCGCCUGCCCUCGCUGCACUCGACACUCACUUCACCAUUGUGAUAGAACAAUACAGCUUUUCGUGUUC